GUCGUCCGCCACGAUGCUCAGACAUCCCUCAGCGGCUGCUCAGAUAUCCCGGCCGUUUAGGGCCAAACUUCGUCGUGGUUUUGCGACGGUGCAGGACACCCCUGUUCGUCGUUACGGCGGCCUAAAGGACCAGGACCGCAUCUUCACAAACGCGUACUGCAGGCAUGAUCAUGGUGUUAAGGGUGCCAUGUCCCGAGGCGACUGGCACAAAACCAAGGAUAUCCUCCUGAAGGGCGACUCCUGGAUCAUUCAGACCAUCAAGGACUCCGGACUCCGUGGACGUGGAGGUGCUGGUUUCCCCAGCGGUCUUAAGUGGAGUUUCAUGAACAAACCGGGUUGGGAGAAGGAUCCUCGCCCUCGGUAUCUUGUUGUCAACGCCGAUGAGGGUGAGCCCGGUACCUGCAAGGACCGGGAGAUCAUGCGCGGUGACCCCCACAAACUCGUCGAGGGUUGUCUUGUCGCCGGACGCGCCAUGAACGCCAGCGCCGCGUACAUCUACAUCCGUGGCGAGUUCUACCAGGAGGCUUCGCACGUCCAGCAAGCUAUAAACGAGGCAUACAAGAACGGUUUCCUCGGGAAGGACGCGUGCGGGUCCGGAUACUCCUUCGACGUCUAUCUUCACCGUGGAGCGGGCGCCUAUAUCUGCGGAGAGGAGACCGCGUUGAUCGAGUCUCUCGAGGGCAAGCAGGGCAAGCCCCGUCUGAAGCCUCCAUUCCCUGCCGAUGUCGGCCUGUUCGGCUGCCCGACUACUGUGGCGAACGUGGAGACUGUUGCUGUCGCGCCGACAAUCGUGCGGCGCGGUGCUGCCUGGUUUGCUGGCUUCGGCCGUGCGCGGAACCAGGGCACGAAGCUAUUCUGCAUCUCCGGUCACGUCAACAACCCGUGUGUGGUCGAGGAGGAGAUGAGUAUCCCGCUCAAGGAGCUCAUCGAGAAGCACUGCGGUGGCGUCCGCGGUGGCUGGGACAACCUACUCGGUAUCAUCCCUGGGGGUAGCUCCGUUCCCGUUCUUCCCAUCGACAAGUGCGGAGAAGUCCUUAUGGACUACGACUCUCUGAAGGAUGCCCAAUCCGGUCUUGGUACUGGUGCCGUCAUCGUCAUGGACAAGAGCACUGACAUCGUUAAGGCGAUUGCUCGCUUCGCUCACUUCUACAAGCACGAGUCAUGCGGUCAGUGCACGCCCUGCCGCGAGGGCACGACGUGGAUGAUGAACAUGAUGGACCGCUUCGCGGAGGGCCGCGGGCACCAGCGCGAGAUUGACAUGCUGCUCGAGCUCACGAAGCAGAUCGAGGGCCGCACGAUCUGCGCGCUCGGCGACGCCGCGGCGUGGCCGAUCCAGGGCCUCAUGCGCCACUUCCGUCCCGAGGUCGAGCAACGCAUCGCGGCAUUCCGCGCGGCGAACGGGCCUGUGCUGUUCGGCGGCCGCCUGAAGAGCCAGACGGACCAGACGCUUGCCCUCCCGGAUAACUUGGGCGCGAACCUGCCCGAGGUCGCGCCUCCGAGCGCAUAGCCGUAGACGAGAAGUGUGUUGUAGUGAUACAGGCGGACUACAAUACAUUCAUUCAUUCGUACACGU
This is a messenger RNA of Trametes versicolor FP-101664 SS1, 1573 nucleotides long. RefSeq names its product NADH-ubiquinone oxidoreductase. The record is from RefSeq and is a predicted model, not a curated record. The coding region runs from base 14 to 1507 and encodes 497 amino acids. The transcript has 6 exons. Gene Ontology annotation, molecular function: FMN binding; NADH dehydrogenase (ubiquinone) activity; NAD binding. Lineage: Eukaryota; Fungi; Basidiomycota; Agaricomycetes; Polyporales; Polyporaceae.